This is a messenger RNA of Naegleria lovaniensis, 2745 nucleotides long. RefSeq lists its product as uncharacterized. Gene Ontology annotation, molecular function: ubiquitin protein ligase binding. Gene Ontology annotation, cellular component: cytoplasm. The record is from RefSeq and is a predicted model, not a curated record. Gene Ontology annotation, biological process: proteasome-mediated ubiquitin-dependent protein catabolic process; regulation of proteolysis. Bases 1 to 2745 code for a protein of 914 amino acids. The transcript has a single exon. NCBI's taxonomy places the organism in Eukaryota, Heterolobosea, Eutetramitea, Acrasida, Naegleriidae.
AUGUCGUUGCUUUCAUCAUCAUCGAACAACACAAACAACAAUACUGCAAAUACAAACACUAAUGGCAAUAACAUGAAUAACAGUCUAUGGAAUAACAUGAUCAAUCAAAACGGGAGUAACAGCAACAGUAAUCCCUUAUUACACCAGAUGAAUUAUCUGUUGGCAUCUCAAUCACUCCCAGGUACGGGAAAUCAACAAUUGCUCAACAGUUUACUACAAGGACAAUCCAUGAUUAAUAAUAACAACACCAAUUUCAACAACAACGGUAUCAAUCAACAAGCGUUGAACUUAGUCGGCAGUAUUUUGAAUUUGGUGAAUUCUACCUCCUCACAACAACCAGCAAAUAGCAACAUCAAUAACAGCAACCAAUUGUACAAUGCCAAUGUACCAACAGAUCAAAACAACACGCUUGCAAACCCUUCCUCCGCUCUAGCUCCACCACUGCAGCGACUACAGUUUAAUGCAUCGUCAAACGGAGCGGAUCAAAACCUUCUCCGCCCAUUCCAGAGCCCUCAAAUUUUGAAUCAAUCAGCCUCUCACUUCCUUACCACUCCUUCCGUUCAGCAAUCUCCGAGCUCUGAUUCCUCAUCUUGUCUUUCUACACCAGCGAUAUCGAUUCAACAAUCAAAUCCUUCCACUACAACAGAGACUAACGUUCAAACAUUUAUCAGCAAGGGUAACACAAUGGGAGCAAGUUUUAAACAAUUUUUCAACAAUCCAAUUUUGAGCGAUGUGACAUUUAUCAUUCAAGGUAACAAAUUCUUUGCUCACAAGUUAAUCCUGUGUGCAAGAAGCAACUAUUUCAAUCAGCUCAUACUUACUAAAUGCAACAAUACUUCUGUUCUUGAGAUUGAGAUUCAAGAUGCCUCUGCAGACAUUUUUUAUAGUAUUUUAGAGUUUGUGUACACGGAUUGUACUGUUUUGAGGUCAGACAAAAUUUGGGAAUUGUUUCAGGCAGCCAAAUUUUAUCAACUCAAUGCUCUUUUACAACAAUGUCAAGAAUUUAUAAUUGGAACACUUGUGGAUGGCAAUGUUUUUCAUCAAUGGACCAAGGCUCAACAAUUUGGAGCUAUCAUGGUUGCAGAGCAUUGUCUAUUGUUUGUGAAAACGAAGUUUGAACAAGCUCUCAAACUUUUAGAUUUGUACAAUAGCCUUGAUAUAUCAACCAAUCCAGAAAUUAUUCUUAAAGCUAUUCAAAGCCAACAAUUCAAUAGGCUUGGCAAUCCUCCAACCCCAACAAACAAGAACAAAAAUCCAACCAAGAAUGAUCCCAUGUAUCAAUCUCUCACAUCCUUUACUUUUCCUCCUCCAAAAAGGGAAGACGAAGAAGAAAAGCUCAAUAUCCCUCUGCAGAGUCAUCCGGAGAGUACUUUUGAAGACGAAAAACAAUUACAACACGAGCUCACACAAACAUUUGAGUUGUGGGGAGAAGGCAAUAUUCCUCCUGCAGCCUUUCCAACACGAUACUCGAUGGAUCAAUUUCCUUCAUUCUUCAGAAUUGACUCAAAUACUACCCAACAAGCACAGCCGUCAAGUACCACCACAACAGAUUCAAAUAGUGCUCCAGAAAACAGUUUGCCUUCAGAAACAAAAACUGAGAAAGAAAAAGAUCCAACUUUGGCGGAACGAUCUUGUGUGUACAGACGUUUGUCAGUACUGAGGCAAGACUUGCAUUCCGUAGGGGUAUUUUUCCAACACAUUAUUUCAUGUAUAACACGAUUAUUACAUGCUGAGAGAACAACUUUGUUUAUGUAUGAUAAGAGGACAGACGAGCUCAUUUCUCAAGUUGCGAUUGGAGAGGAGGAAAUUAGAAUUCCAAGCAAUAAGGGUAUUGCUGGAUCUGUUUUUCAGAGUGGAAAGAGCAUUAAUGUUGCCGAUGCCAAAACAGAUUCAAAGUUUGCUCCAGAAGUUGACAAGUCAACGGGAUUUUCGACAAAGAGCGUCAUUUGUGCUCCCAUUGUAGGCUCACAUAACCAAUAUGUUGGAGUUCUCGAGGUAUUGAAUAAGCAUACAGGGACGUUCACCGAGCAGGACGAGCAAAUUCUUCAAUUUGUAUGCGAACUACUUUCAAUAUUUGUCCAAGAGCAACAAUUAGAGGAGAUUGAAAAUGUUCACAAAUCUACAAUUCUUUUGCAACCUUCGUCAUACAGAAGGAAGUCAGUAGCUCCUCUUCAGUUGAUGAACAGAAAAGCGUCUCAUAGAAUGUCAGUGACAGUAGAUGAUUCCUUUGCUUUACUUUUUGGAGAUGGUGAUUUCAAUUUUGAUUUGGUCAAUACCGAAGAACAACCACAUUCAUUACUGCCAGUUAAUGAUGACGUUGCCAACAACUUGGUGGGACCUAAUAUUGAUCCACUUUGGAAUUAUGUGCAAAAUCACGAUGUUAAUUCAAAUCUUACUUCCAGCUUUGUCACUGUUGGCACAACUCCCUCCAAAUCAGUGACCGAACAGUUGCCCAAGACAGCAGCAAGCAGCAGCAGUACUGUUGUCACCAACAACACUGUGAGCAAUGUGUCUAAUUGGGAUCAACAAUCCGUUAUCUCACAACAAACUACCAAUAAGCCAUCUAAAAGCGUCAAGACUGAAAAUGGAGAAAAGAAGCGCAAGAGAAAUCAAAACACUGUGAACUCACAACCACCCACAAAUGCCCCUACCGGAAUGCCAUUCAUGCACUUUAGAAUUCCUCGUUAUGAAUUACAAUUUAUUCAAUUCGAUGCUAAUGGUGCAAAGAAAAAGAAGAAAAAUUAA